This is a messenger RNA of Sinocyclocheilus anshuiensis, 770 nucleotides long. Its product is annotated as SLAM family member 9-like. The transcript has 4 exons. NCBI's taxonomy places the organism in Eukaryota, Metazoa, Chordata, Actinopteri, Cypriniformes, Cyprinidae. The coding region runs from base 78 to 770 and encodes 230 amino acids. The record is from RefSeq and is a predicted model, not a curated record.
ACAACCAGAUAAAUAUCACAGUUCACUCGUGUUUAAGACAUUUUAAGCAUUGCUAUCGAGAGCUUUUCAGUGAACCGAUGAGGAAAAUGGCAAUCAAAUUAGUUUGGUUCUGUUUGUGUUUGUGGCGUCUGGUUGGUGUGUUUGGUGUUGAUGAAGUGAAGUCAGUGUCAGUGAUGGAGGGAGAUUCAGUCACUCUAAACUCUGAACUUACUGAAAUACAGACCGAUGAUGAGAUCGAGUGGAGGUUUGGACGUAACAAGUUUCUCUUAGUUAGACUCAGUAGAGCAUUCAGAAGGAUCUCUAUAUAUGAUGAAGUUCUUGAUGGGAGAUUCAGAGACAGACUGAAGCUGGAUCAUCAGGCUGGAUCUCUGACCAUCACAAACACCAGCACCACAGACUCUGGACUUUAUACAGUAAACAUCAUCAGCGGAAGUAGAGAGAUCAGAUACAGAUUCAAUGUUAUCGUCACUGCUCGUCUGCCGGUUCCUGUCAUCAGCAGUAACUCUUCAAACUGUUCUUCAUCACAUUCAUCAUCUUGUUCAUUGGUGUGUUCAGUGGUGAAUGUGGGUCAUGUGACUCUCUCCUGGUACAAAGGAAACAGUUUAUUGUCCAGCAUCAGUGUGUCUGAUCUCAGCAUCAGUCUCUCUCUACCUCUGGAGGUGGAAUAUCAGGAUAAAAACACCUACAGCUGUGUGCUCAACAAUCCCAUCAGCAACCAGACUCAACAUCUGGACAUCAGCAAACUCUGUCACACAUGUGCAGGAGUCUGA